UUGAAUUUAGUAUUGUGCCAGUCGGGGGGGCGGUGACAUAUUUUACCCGUCAUCGUCCUACAUAAUUUUGUGAAUUGAUAAAACGUGAAAUUAAGUGUUUGAAAGUGUCUCUAAACAGUUUAUGUCUGGACUGAACGUGAGGAUGGCGGGGCAAACAAUAAACGACAGGCUCCUAGCCGCUCGUCACAGUAUCGCGGGGCAAGGUUUAGCAAAAUCAGUAUGUAAGGCCACAACGGAAGAAAUGAUUGCACCGAAAAAGAAACAUUUAGAUUAUCUAGUCCACUGCACCAACGAGCCCAACGUGUCGAUCCCCCAGCUGGCCAACCUCCUGGUGGAGAGGACGCAGAACACCAACUGGGUUGUGGUGUACAAGGCCCUCAUCACGGUGCACCACCUGCUCGCGUACGGGAAUGAGAGGUUUACACAGUACCUGGCGUCGAGUAAUUCGACGUUUCAGCUCAGCAAUUUCCACGAUAAAAGCGGAAUGCAAGGCGCCGCUGGAGCGAGGAUCGGUUUCGACAUGUCCCCGUUCAUCCGGCGGUAUGCCCGCUACCUGAACGAGAAGGCGCUCUCCUACAGGACCGUGGCCUUCGACUUCUGCAAGGUCAAGCGAGGCAAGGAGGAGGGUUCUCUCCGCAUGAUGAACGCGGAGAAGUUGCUCAAGACGCUGCCGGUGCUGCAGGCGCAGCUGGACGCGCUGCUGGAGUUCGACUGUACCGCCAACGACCUCACCAACGGCGUCAUCAACAUGUGCUUCAUGCUGCUGUUCCGUGACCUCAUCAGACUUUUCGCGUGCUACAACGAUGGCAUAAUCAACCUCCUGGAGAAAUACUUCGAUAUGAACAAGAAGAACUGCCGCGAAGCACUCGACCUUUACAAGAAAUUCCUCAUACGUAUGGACAGAGUUGGAGAGUUCUUGAAGGUAGCAGAGAACGUGGGUAUAGACAAGGGUGACAUUCCAGACCUGACCAAGGCCCCCAGCAGCUUGCUCGACGCCCUGGAGGGCCACCUCGCCACCCUUGAGGGCAAGAAGGGCUCCGCUGCUAACACACCCACACAAACCGCUAACGCCCAAAAGAACGUGGCGAGCGUGAUGGGCGCCCUAUCGUCCACGUCAUCAUCAUUCGGCAACGCGGCCGCGUCCGCCCGCCUCGACAACGGCCAGCUGUUCAUUGACGACUCGCUCAAGCAGCAGGCACUGGCCGAGGAGGAAGCCGCCAUGAACCAGUAUAAGGUUCAUUUGUACCAGGGGGAAGAGAUAACGGGAGAUGAGGAUGUAACAGCGAUCGCGGAGAAAUUCAAUAAGGUGCAAUCUCCAACGAACGCCGCCAACAAUCCGUUCCUGUCCACCGCCGCCCCGACCAAUCAGAAUCAGUCUAUUGUGGACCUGUUUGGCCCCAGUCCAGUUGAAACUACUAACACAACCAGCAAGGCCUCCGAUGAUCUACUCUCCCUGGGCAACCCGUUCGCCGAUAUGUUUGGAGCGGCGGCGCCUCAGCCCGCGUGGCCGGCCUCCAACGGCGUAGGGUUCCCGGCGCAGGCGCCACCCGCCAACUCGUUCGUGUCGGAGGCUAGCUUCACUAACGUUUUCAGUAGCACUGACACUGCAGCUGCUAACCCCUUCAUGGGGAUGGGAGACCCCCAACCCUUAUCGGCGUCGCAGGCGCCGGCGCGCCCGCCCCAGCCCAAAUCCGCCUUCGACGACCUUGAAGACGUGAUGCGAAUGUCCCUGGGCUCGCCGGCCAAAGCCCAAACUGCCCCCAUAACCCAGCAGCCGCAGCCAAUGGCCCAGCCCUUUGGUGACGUGAUGGGCCAGCCCAUGAUGUUCGGCUCGCCCGCCCGCCAGCCGAUGGCAGCUAUGGGACAACAACCGCAGCAGCCACAGCCGAGUAAAGUGUUGACAGGCGACUUGGACUCCUCUUUGGCGCAGCUUGCCAACAAUCUUACCAUAAACAAGAGCGCAGCUGCUCAAAAACCGAUGCAGUGGAGCUCUCCGAAGAAUGCCUCGAAGCCCGGUGGCGCUUGGAGUCCUCAGCCUAUGCAGGCCACCACCGGCGCUGGUUAUCGGCCUAUGGGCCCAGGCAUGACUCUCCCACCAAUGCCUCACACUUUAGCCCAUACGUAUCAUCCCCCGCAUUUUGUUUUGCAACAACCGCCAAUGGUAAUGGGCAUGAACAUGAACGCGACACCUAUGAUGCCAAUGGGCGCCAUGCAACCCAUGAGGCCGGCCGUACCACCACAGCCCACCAACCAAUUCAGUUAAGCCGUUAUACUCAUAUAUAUGUGGAAUAACACAUUAAAAUGGCGACACAGAUAUUUUUAUAAUCUUGAAAUGUCAAAAAUGUUUAUCUAUGCGCAAUCUAUUGUCUAUGUAUCGAUGUCGUUGAAUUUCAAAUAUUGUUCGGUGUAGCCAGGAUUUACUUAAUAGUCAUCGCUCACAGAUACACUACAGUUCUGUGGUUAGGAGUUUACUCAUUGUAUAUACUGGUUAAGAGAUUGGUUCCAAAGUCUUGCUGAUUGUGAACCAGGUAGGUAGAUGUAUUUUUAUAGAUAAAUUCUCGUGCUUAUGAUAAACUUAUGUUUAAAGCUGGAGCAUGCUGUAGUUUUAAAAUAGAACUGUAUUUUUUUAACUAUCCAAAAUAACAUGUGAAGAGUUGUUAGGGUCAUCUUAAGUAAGAUGAGCGCUCAGUUUUUUUUUGUAUGAAUGUCAUACUCUCGGUUUAACGAGUGCUUCUUCAGGAUCAUAUAUUUUUAAUAAAUAUCCUAUUACUUAAUGAUCUUAUUUAAAUCUUAUGAAAGGUGCGCAGAAUAUUAUGAUAAUUUAAAAUCUAUAUCACAUUCCAUGUAUGUACAAAAAUAUGUUAUCCGCAAUAUCACUUUCCUAUCUCGGGCAUAGUCAGCAUUUAGAUUUGGAAGUGAAAUGAAAUGUAACAAUCCAUAUUAUGUAUUAUGUAUGUUAAACAAAUGUAGUCAUAUUUAGUCGCUACCCCAAAAUACAGCGCUACUUCUAAAAAAAUACUCGUCCGUGAUAUGAAAGGCUUAUAUAUUAUGAACUUUGAUCUCUGUAUCUUUUUUUUUGACAAUUUCCUUAGGUACUAUCAUAUCGCGGACGCUAUACUACAUAUUAUUAUAGGUUACGUAUAUUAGAUUGUUUAAUAUUUAGAUUGUACGGGUGUAAAAAUGUCGCUGUAUGAUAAUUAUCAUUAUUGAUGUCUAGGUGCUUUCCGUGCUAUGUACUAGAUCUUUAAUAGGUCAUAGACAAACUUCUUUAUAUUUCGCCCAGAUGCCAUCUUGUUUAAUGACAACUAACUAAUAAGAAAAUACUAAAUAGCGGCUGUAGUUUUUUUCAGUACCUAGGCCACUAGGAAAAUAUUUGCCGCUCUUAAUAAUAAUAACUUAAAAUAAUUCCACUUAUGAUUUUUAACACCGUAAGCCGAUUUUGAAGGAAAGAUGCGUUGUAAUUAUUUUUUAUCGCUACUUGUGCGUAUACGGAGUUAAGUAGUUGAUUUUAGCAAUAAAUAAUAUUAUGCACAUUUUAUUUUUAUUAAAAAUGCAUGCGAAUAAUACUAUGCCCAAAUGAUUUUUAUUUAUCAAUUGUAUGUUUACUUUGAAGACUGGCUAAAAGUAUUAAAUAAUAGAGUAUUAAAUCAUUUGAACAUGGUAUCGUGUGCUGGUGUUGCCAAUUAAUUUAAUUCGGUGUUACCCUUUCAUAAAAUGUUUUGUCUAUGAAAUAGAAAAUAUUGAAUUUUAAUUUUAAUGUACAUAAUGCAACGAUUGUUAUAAGUGUGUCAUAUAAAUUACGCAGAUUCAGAUAUAAUACGGAAAUAUAAAAUAUAUCUAGGGUAACAUAGCAUGUUAUAGGAUGUCAACAUUCUGUAUACAAUAUGGAUAUUAUUUGCGGUGAACUAUUGCGGCUCAUAAAAUUAUUAAAUCUGUUGUAAGAAUUUUCAGAAAUUAAAUUAAUGGUAUAUAAUAUCAUUUGCUAAGUAUGAGAUCUGUUGAAUUGAUGAUAAAUGUGCAAUAUUUCGGCAUUAGAUUAAGCUUGCCAACCUGUUACCUUCCCGUUUCUCCAUAGCCAUAUUUUAUUUGCUGUGAUUAUAAAAAUGCUUCGUAUCAAAUUCGCUGGAUGAA
Molecule: messenger RNA, 4131 nt
Organism: Aricia agestis (brown argus)
Lineage: Eukaryota; Metazoa; Arthropoda; Insecta; Lepidoptera; Lycaenidae
Gene: lap
Product: phosphatidylinositol-binding clathrin assembly protein LAP
Exons: 17
Coding region: 122-2263 (713 amino acids)
Biological process (GO): clathrin-dependent endocytosis; clathrin coat assembly; synaptic vesicle budding from presynaptic endocytic zone membrane
Cellular component (GO): clathrin-coated pit; synaptic vesicle; clathrin-coated vesicle
Molecular function (GO): phosphatidylinositol-4,5-bisphosphate binding; clathrin heavy chain binding; SNARE binding
Source: RefSeq, a predicted model, not a curated record